Messenger RNA from Exophiala mesophila, 2143 nucleotides. RefSeq lists its product as uncharacterized. Bases 158 to 1840 code for a protein of 560 amino acids. The transcript is spliced from 5 exons. The record is from RefSeq and is a predicted model, not a curated record. Lineage: Eukaryota; Fungi; Ascomycota; Eurotiomycetes; Chaetothyriales; Herpotrichiellaceae. Gene Ontology annotation, molecular function: protein binding. Gene Ontology annotation, biological process: mRNA 5'-splice site recognition; RNA processing. Gene Ontology annotation, cellular component: commitment complex; U1 snRNP; U2-type prespliceosome.
CCUCAUCCUACAUAUUUAUCACAAUCUGCCCUCUUAUCUAAGUGAGGCUGGACAAUUAUUGGUAAAUCAACCUCUUUAAUUACUCUGGCAACUCGCGAAACCUGAGAUUCAUUCAAAAGCUGCACAUACUGUCCAAGCCAGCCUCGCGAGCGUCCUGAUGGACGCCUAUGGUUCCAACGAUGAAGAGUCUGCAGAGCUACGAAAGCUUCUCGUAGAGGUGAACGAGGACUCGGACAACUUUGAGAUCUGGGAGAAGCUGGUUCGAGCCAGCGAGACGCUUGAAGGCGGCAUCAAUCGCAACUCCAGCUCACAGGCAAUCACCACCGUCCGUGAUGUGUACGACCGAUUCCUCUCCAAGUUCCCUCUAUUCUUUGGAUACUGGAAAAAGUAUGCAGAUCUGGAGUUUUCCAUAGCUGGGACCGAGGCUGCCGAAAUGGUAUAUGAGAGAGGCAUUGCCAGUGUGACAAAUUCCGUCGACUUAUGGACCAACUAUUGUGCCUUCAAGACUGAGACAAGCCAUGAUUCCGAGAUUAUUCGAGACCUUUUUGAACGCGGUGCUGUGAGCGUCGGCCUCGAUUUUCUUGCCCAUCCGUUCUGGGACAAGUACGUUGAGUUUGAGGAACGACAUGACGCCCACGAUCGCAUCUUUGCCAUUCUUUCCCGAGUCAUCCAUAUUCCCAUGCAUCAGUACGCCCGCUAUUUUGAACGAUAUCGCCAAAUGGCGCAGUCUCGACCCUUGGCAGACCUCAUCUCAGCAAGCCAGCUUACCCAAUUACAGCUGGAUCUAGAAAAUGAAGGCGCCGGCUACAAGGCGGGGCGAAGCCAGGCCGAAGUGGAAAGGGAAUUGCGAUCACGGAUUGAUAGCAUCCAUCUGGACAGCUUCCGCAACACCCAGACCGAAACGACCAAGAGAUGGACGUACGAAUCAGAGAUCAAAAGACCAUACUUCCAUGUAACGGAUCUGGAUGAGGCGCAGCUCACCAAUUGGCGGAAAUAUCUUGACUUUGAAGAGGUGGAAGGCGACGUGGCUAGAGUGCAGUUUCUCUAUGAGCGCUGCCUCGUCACUUGUGCACAACACGAAGAGUUCUGGCUGAGGUAUGCCAGAUGGAUGCUGGCGCAGUCUGGUAAGGAAGAGGAGGUUCGCAACAUCUACCAGAGGGCGUCGUGUCUGUUCGUGCCUAUUGCCCUCCCAGCUACUCGGCUGCAAUACGCCUAUUUCGAGGAGUCGACAGGGCGGGUGGAUGUAGCCAAGGAUAUCCACGAAGCGAUCCUUUUCGCAUUGCCAGGCCACGUCGACACCAUCGUGUCACUCGCGAACCUCAACCGGCGCCACUCGGAUCUCGAAUCGGCAAUUGCAGUAUAUCAAUAUCAAAUCGAGCACGCGGCGAUUGAAGGCGCAGCCAAAGCGGCUCUGGUUUCAGAGUGGGCCAAGCUGUUGUGGAAGACCAAGGGCUCUCCUGAAGAAGCACGUCAGCUGUUUCAGAAGAACCAAAACUACUAUCUCGAUAGUGCGCUAUUUUGGACGAAUUAUCUCCGAUUUGAGAUUGAUCAAUUCAGCACCAGCAGUGACGCUGAACAUCAACACCAGCAAAUUCGACGAGUGGUGGACGAGAUUCUUGCUAAGGGCACGCUUCCAGAAGCGACAACACAAGAGUUGGUGGCGCUUUACAUGAAGUACUUGAUGGAAAGAGGAACAAAGGAUGCGGCCCAAGAAUACAUGGCCUUGGAUCGAGAGAUCAACGGACCAGCCUCAGUGCAAAAGUCGCACAAAUCACUGGUCGAGGGGGCCAAGAUUCCAGGAGUUAUCAAUGGGCAGCCACCACCAAUACGGUAUUCUUAAGAACCAAAAGUCUACACAGUAUAUCAGGCUUGGACACAGUAACAUGAAGCCCAGGGGAAAGGGAAAGGAGCGUGAACCAGACGUUCGUGGAGUUAUCGAUGUGGUAAUGGCUCAUGAACCAGGUUCAUCUUCUAGGAUGAGCGAGAGGUUGACCGCGGCUCUUGUCGUCAACACUUCUCAGUCAGUGUGAGUGUUUGUAGCUCUAGGAGAAGUACCGACUAUCCGAUAGCGAUAGCGGAACAUGAUGGUCAUACCGUUCUUGAUCUUGCAUUUCCCGAUGAUAUAGGCGACAUACGAUGAAUG